Molecule: messenger RNA, 1563 nt
Organism: Phytomonas sp. Hart1
Lineage: Eukaryota; Euglenozoa; Kinetoplastea; Trypanosomatida; Trypanosomatidae
Source: the annotation of a GenBank genome assembly
AUGCGUUUUUCUUCUUUCCAUAGCAAAACCAAGACGACGUGGUUAAACGUUUAUCUCUGCAGACGAUCGGUGUCUUACGGCACAAGGCGUUGCGACCCCCCAACGUCGUACCUUUCCCCUCCCCGGCUUCUAUCAUUUCAGACAAGGUCCUCUUCUCUUUCCCCUUCCUCUUCGGUUUCUCCUUUGUUCUCUGUGUCACAGCCUGGGAAUGGGAAGGAGGGUCAGGACGCGUCGUGGAUGGUACAGGAAGAUGUUAAUACGUUACAGGAAGAGGUGGGUAGAUUGCAGGAGAGGGUUUGUAUGUUGUGUGAUUGUCCCUACACCAUCUGGCGUGUGCACGUGGGGCUUCCAACGCACAUCGCGCGGACCGCGGUUUGCCGCACCUUCGCCGCCCCCGACCGAGCUGCCUCCAUCGCUUCCCACCUCUCCAAGCACCUCGACUUUGAUUUCGACAGGGUGGAUGCCGAGAGCUGGGAAAGGGAGCGUCGACGCCGAUCCAGGCUCGGCUCCACACUGUUGCACCUCACCGAGAAGGGCGUCUUGCGCGAGGGGCUCCCGUUUACCGUCUGUGGCGCACGCGAAGGUAAAGAGGAGAGGAUCAUCAACGAGGGAGGUGAAAAGGCAGAAGAGAAGAGGGAGACGACCGUUGUGAGCGAGGGGUUCAUGCGCUAUGUACUCGUGGGGGAUGGGUAUGCGCGGGAGGAGGUGAUCAAUCGCGUCGCGCGUUUAAUGCCUUAUGCGAACGCGAUGGAGUUGGAGGCGAUUGAAAUUUACAUCUUAUCCCCUCUCCACCUCGCAAGGCUCUAUGAGGAUGUUCAAAUGGAGCGCACCGUCGCAGCUAGGUGGAAAGAUGCCAAAAAAGAGUUAAAGGAAGAAGCUGAUACUCCUAAUAAUAUAGCUUCGCGAGAGGAAUUGAAAAAUUUGAAGGCCUCGCGACGUUUGUUUUUGGAUGGCAAGGCUUUGGUGAUGCUCAGCUGUAUCGGGGAGCUUUUCCAAUUUAAGCGUCGUGAUCGCCCUCAUAGUGUGGCAAACAAAGAGGCUGCAGAGACCCUUGUUUUGCAUGUUUUAGUUUCGCACGCGAUCGAAAAUUUAAUUUCGGAGCUUGUCCACGCCGUUCUACAGCGUAUUGUACAUGAAGGAACGCCCAUUUGGCGUCAAUUUCAAGCGAACACGGCUUCAAAUGCCUUUAAAAGGAACUUAUUUACGUCAAAUCCAUUAUCCGCGACUCCGAAGCGGAAGCUGGAAACGGCCUCUCCAGACCUUUCUCACCCCCUCUCGAAGCAUUAUAUAUCUUCAGAUAUCUAUGCUGAGCAGCUGAUGGGUUUUUUUGUAGUUCGUGAUGUUUGUGAAAAUAUAGACACCGUGAGUAUGCAAAAAAAAGAAGAGAAUAACGAAAAAAAUCAGUGUCAAAUACAGCCAAAAUAUAUGCUUCCUAAGUACCAACUAUCGUGGAUCCCUUUGUUGCGAAGCUCCGUGUACGACAACAUGAUGCUUGAUUCACCAAAGGAUAAUUUGAAGAAUUUUCAUUCCAUUUCGAAGGGACCCACCAAUAAUAAAAAAUAG